Messenger RNA from Argiope bruennichi, 1879 nucleotides. RefSeq lists its product as uncharacterized. The record is from RefSeq and is a predicted model, not a curated record. NCBI's taxonomy places the organism in Eukaryota, Metazoa, Arthropoda, Arachnida, Araneae, Araneidae. The transcript is spliced from 8 exons. Bases 493 to 1344 code for a protein of 283 amino acids.
AUAUGUCAAUUUUCUCUUAGUUUUUGUGAUUUGAGAAUUCGGUGUUGCAUCAUAUAUAUUUAUCAAACGAAAUUUUUUCAAAAUAUAUCUUGCUAAGUUAAUGACGAUGGCCAAUCUAGAGGUUGGCGAAAAAAAUUGAGAUUCGUCAAUGAGUGGACAGGGCAGCAGUGUUAUCUAAAUUUUACAGUUGCCAAUUCGCAAAUAAUUACAGUAAUCGCACGCUUGUUAUCAGCUAAAAGUUUUCGAUUCAAUUUGAAUUCGAAAUAUUUUGCGGUUUUAUCUUACUUUUGUCGCUGUCGAGAUAACAAAUUUGUUUUUCUAGUACUUGGAAAUUACCAGACUAUUACAAUUACUUUCGCAGCAGGGUGUUACAAUAAAGCCACUGCAUCCUAGGACAAUCAAUCGGAUGAAAAAGUAUGAGGUUAAAGUAGUUUAGAAUCCGAAGCUCUCAGUUGGCUGUUGCAACUCCAAAAACGGAGCGAAGUUUUUCGAAUGAAGACAAUUUUGAAACAUUUUUCCCAACCCUCAAGAUAUCCAUGCCUCCGAAGUUUCUCUCUCAUAAGUGAAGUUACUGAGCAGCUUUUCCGGCGUGUGCAGGACUUUGGUGAUGGAAAAGAGGUGAAAGUCACAAUGGAAGAUUCGAAUGCGGAGGAUCGGAAACCUUCUUCUUCAAGUAGUUGCUCAAGACGGCUCUCCAGGACCGCCAAGAGUUCAUGGCGAAUAUCUUCCUCGAAUACCAGGCCAAGCCCUUUUCUUGAAACGACGUUCGAAUGGCUACGGUCACUUACUCCGAAAAAACUCCAAGAGUACGAGCAAGAAGAUGCCAAAGAGCACAGAAGCGGAGUGUCUUCUGCCGAGACACUGAUCAAAAAGAAAAAGAUACUCACGGUGCACACAGAAGAUCCUCCCAGCCAUCGUCGGACAUUGAAUUUGUAUGAGGCCUUCGGAACCACGGCCAAGAAAACGGCACCCGGAUCCGGAUUACAGCCCCUCUUGGUGGUUGAAGUGAAUGAAAAUGGCAUGCUGAAGCGCAACCACGUGCCUUACAAGUAUUCGAUGGAAGGCAAGUGGCUGCUCUACGGAAAGCACAUCUACGUUUUGAAAGGACAUGCCUUCAUCGAACACAAGUCCAGUCCCACCUUUGUCUCUUGCCUGCUAUGCGUUACAACGGGAUUCCGGAUGCCUCAGAACUUCUUUCAGUGCGUCGACUGCGAGUAUGUCUGCAACAAUUUACAAGAAGCCUCAGUUACAGAGGACUGCGCAGUAGCUAAAAUUUUAACCCAGGAAAUGAAUUUUCCUUAUGACACUGUUGAAUCGAAAGUGGAGAAAGUUAACUUCUUGUGAUUUUCCUGAGUUUUAGUUCUACAGGCAAAAGGAAUUCUACAGUUUGAACACACUGAUUGAGCUUCCAACAGAGUGGAACGAAUCAUUAUGCAGAGCGAAGCGCAAAACUUAUAAACAGCUAUGUAGUAUUUACCACAGUUACCAUGGCAACUCAUUCAAGACCAAACGAUUUUCAGUUGAGCCUGAGCUUCAUAUCUUGCACAUCGCAAACUUGCGCCAACAGUAUUUAUUGAGUCCAGAACGCGCCAACAUUUUUAUUUAUUUUAUUUUGCAUUCUUUUGCUUAACAAGAACGCCAGCAUUUCAUAACUGAAGUAUUAAUGAGACAAGUGGCAACAGGAUUUUUGUUGUUUUCUAUUAAGCGUCUCAACACCAAAGUUUGCAAAAAAAAAAAGACUGUGUUGAGGCAUUUUUAUUCCGCUCGGCCAAUUUAGCUUCAGCUAGUUUGCAAGCAAAAGAUGCCAUUAAUGAUUUUUUAUUCGUGUCUGUAUAGUUGUUACAACGUAUUUUUCUAUUUUAAUCAUAAUAAAUAAAUA